UCUCUGUGGAACUGAAAUAGCGAAAGCAAGAACAAAAACAGGGAGAAGACUGACGAGCAUGCUUCACGCAGCUCAAAACGAAGAAACAGAACCAAUACUCAUUUACCCAUAUUCCACGAUAAAUCUGGCAUGCAAGAUUUCUUCCAAUCAACAAGAAAACUACCCCAUUUCUUGGAUUCUGUUCCCCAAAACACCUAAACAUAAGCUAACAACAGAAAUGACCUCUUGAUUUUAUUUUUUUUUGUAAAUUUUGUUGUAUGCUUCCAGAAAAUCAUUUUUAUUUGUUUAGCUCAAUCGAUUGAUCUGAAAAAGCAAAACCCAGAAAAUUUUUAUCGUUCUUUUGAGAAAUUGUUUUGGGACGAGAUGGAGCUCAGAAGAAGACCAGGUUUUAGACUCUGUCUAGGUCUUUUAUUUGUGUAUUUGAUGAUUCCUAAUUCUCUAGCGAGAUUUGUGGUGGAAAGCAACAACUUGAGGGUGACAUCGCCGGACACAAUUAAGGGGACAUAUGAUAGUGCAAUAGGGAAUUUUGGGAUACCGCAAUAUGGGGGUAGAAUGGCAGGGGUUGUGAUUUACCCUAAAGAAAACAGAAAGGGUUGUAAGGAGUUUGAUUAUUUUGGGAUUUCUUUCAAGUCUAAGCCUGGAGCUUUACCGAUUUUCGUCUUGCUCGAUCGUGGAGACUGCUUCUUUGCUUUGAAAGUUUGGAAUGCCCAGAAGGCUGGGGCUUCUGCAGCCCUUGUUGCAGAUGACAUUGAGGAGCCAUUGAUAACAAUGGAUUCACCUGAAGAGAAUGGCUCAUCUGCAAAAUAUAUUGAGAACAUAACAAUACCAUCUGCACUUGUUGAGAAAACCUUUGGUGAAACAUUAAAGAAAGCAAUAACCAGCGGUGAUAUGGUAAACGUGAAUCUUGAUUGGAGAGAAUCUGUUCCACACCCUGAUGAUCGUGUAGAGUAUGAGCUAUGGACCAACAGCAAUGAUGAAUGUGGGGUAAAAUGUGAUAUGUUGAUACAAUUCCUGAAGGAUUUUAGGGGUCCAGCCCAGAUACUUGAGAAAGGUGGUUACACCCAGUUCACACCUCAUUAUAUAACUUGGUACUGUCCCCAGGCAUUUACCUUGAGCAGACAGUGCAAGUCCCAGUGCAUAAAUCAUGGAAGAUAUUGUGCUCCUGAUCCUGAACAGGAUUUCAGCACAGGUUAUGAGGGGAAAGAUGUUGUUCUUGAAAAUCUAAGGCAACUCUGUGUUUUUAGAGUUGCAAAUGAGAGCAGAAGACCUUGGAUUUGGUGGGACUAUGUGACAGAUUUUCAAAUCAGAUGUCCUAUGAAGGAGAAGAAGUACAACAAGAAAUGUGCUGAUGGUGUCAUCAGAACCCUUGGGCUUGAUGUUAAAAAAGUUGAUAAGUGUAUGGGAGAUCCAAGUGCUGAUUCUGAUAAUCCUGUUUUGAGAGAAGAGCAAGAUGCCCAGGUUGGGAAAGGAUCAAGGGGUGAUGUAACCAUAUUGCCCACUCUUGUUGUCAACAAUCGACAAUAUAGAGGAAGGUUGGGGAAAGGUGCUGUUCUAAAAGCUAUAUGUGCUGGUUUUGAAGAAACCACUGAGCCUGCUAUUUGUUUGAGCGGUGAUGUUGAGACAAAUGAGUGCUUGAACAAUAAUGGGGGUUGUUGGCAAGAUAAAACAGCCAACAUUACAGCUUGCAAGGAUACAUUUCGUGGGAGAGUAUGUGAAUGCCCCUUGGUUGAUGGUGUUCAUUUCAGAGGAGAUGGUUACAGCCAUUGUGAAGUGAGUGGACCAGGGAGGUGCAAGAUAAAUAAUGGAGGCUGUUGGCAUGAAUCUCAAAAUGGACACACCUUCUCUGCUUGUUCGGAUAAUGAUGGUGGUAAAUGCCAGUGCCCUGCUGGGUUUAAAGGUGAUGGUGUGCAAAGUUGUGAAGAUAUUGAUGAAUGCAAAGAGAAGAAAGCCUGUCAGUGCAGUGAAUGCAGCUGCAAAAAUACUUGGGGUAGCUACGAUUGCACUUGCAGUGGAGAUCUUCUUUACAUUAGAGACCAUGAUGCCUGCAUAAGCAAGCUACACACUGAAGUACGGUCAGCAUGGGCUGCUUUCUGGGUCAUUUUGAUAGGCUUGGGAAUGGCUACUGCUGGAGGAUACCUCAUCUACAAAUAUAGACUGAGGUCUUACAUGGAUUCUGAAAUCAGAGCUAUCAUGGCUCAAUACAUGCCACUGGACAGUCACGCAGAAGUUCCAAGUCAUGUGAACAACGCACAUGCCUGAAAAUGACAAGCUCCAUUAAUGAUCUUUAAGGAUUCAUGUGGUUCAUACCUUACUCUUUUCCUUUUUGGAGUAAAAGUUGAGGCUGAAUUUUAUAUCUGUAACGUAUAUAGACAAUAAAAGAAAGGUGCAGAUUAGAUGUCCUGUCUACUGGAACAGUAACAUGCAUAACAGUUGAAGUAGAGAUUGGAUUUGAGGCAGAUUGAUAGGGAUGUGGCUGUAAUAUUUUUUAUUUUCAUUCUCAUCCCUAAAUUUAGCCACUUAAUUUAUAUGGUGAUUAUGUAAUUCAUUAACGGCUUCUGGACAGAAUGAUCCAAUUUUUUGUUUUUCUGUG
Manihot esculenta (cassava) is the source of this 2590-nucleotide messenger RNA. RefSeq names its product vacuolar-sorting receptor 3. The transcript has 12 exons. Gene Ontology annotation, molecular function: calcium ion binding. NCBI's taxonomy places the organism in Eukaryota, Viridiplantae, Streptophyta, Magnoliopsida, Malpighiales, Euphorbiaceae. Bases 364 to 2259 code for a protein of 631 amino acids. The record is from RefSeq and is a predicted model, not a curated record.